CCACUGCAGGGCCUCUUCAGUUUACAGGAGCGAAAAAAAAAAAAAAAAAAAAGUGGGUGUUUGCUGCUCACUGGUGUUCCGGCAGCGGCAGCAGCAGCAGCAGCGGCGUCGGCGGCGGCGGCGGCGGAGAGCGCAGCUAAGUGUCCCCGAUGGCAGGCUGGAAGGACGGCUCGGUGCAGGAGAAGUAUCGGCUGGUCGUGGUCGGAGGCGGCGGUGUCGGGAAAUCAGCCCUGACUAUCCAGUUUAUUCAGUCGUACUUUGUCACCGACUAUGACCCCACGAUUGAAGACUCGUAUACCAAGCAGUGUGUGAUUGACGAAAGGGCGGCCAGGCUCGACAUCCUCGACACGGCUGGACAGGAAGAGUUUGGAGCCAUGAGAGAACAAUACAUGAGGACAGGGGAGGGCUUCCUGCUCGUCUUCUCGGUCACCGACAGGGGAAGCUUUGAAGAAAUCUAUAAAUUUCAAAGACAGAUCCUCCGAGUGAAAGACAGAGAUGAGUUCCCCAUGAUCCUCGUAGGAAAUAAAGCAGAUCUGGAGCUACAGAGACAAGUAACCCAGGAAGAGGGCCAGCAGCUAGCCAGGCAACUGAAGGUGACAUAUAUGGAAGCUUCAGCCAAAAUCCGUAUGAACGUAGAUCAGGCUUUCCACGAGCUGGUUAGAGUAAUCAGGAAAUUCCAAGAGCAGGAAUGUCCACCGUCGCCAGAACCAACAAGAAAAGAGAAAGACAAGAGCGGCUGCCAUUGUGUGAUCGUCUGAGUCGGCCUUAUCACUGUAACUCAUGCAGCUACUCUGUACCACCCCACCCACUCUGCCUGACAUCACAUCCUCAGUGGAUGACUGACCGCUGCCUUCUCCACGUGCAUGACUUCAGACAGCCUUUUCUGAGAUACUCUGACCAGGAGCUGCUGUCCCCAGGACAUCACUAUGGACAACUGACAAUGCCAAAUUUUAACACCACUCUACCUUCAGCCGUAAUCUAAAAAUCACACGAGAGAGUCCCAACACUAAACAUUGCCUUCUAAAAAUCAGCCUGACAAAUUAAUGUUUUGUACUCUGAAGGACUUCUCUUGCCUUGUAGUGACAUUUGUACUUGCUACCGAGAUUGAAUGAAAACUAUAUAUCCAGAAUGUUACUGAGUUUCUUUAGUUUCAGUGUCUGACCAGAGCAGAGAGAUUAUCUUAUUAAGCUUUGUGUAUGUUGUGCCAUAUUCACCUUUACCCCCAUGUGCUAAUCUGCUGUACAUAUGUGACAUUUGUUGUGAUUUUCAAAGUGUAUUUCUGAUGACCUAUUAAAUCACCACAGUACAGUGUGUGAGGUUGAGUUUGGUUUUACAUAAAUGAAAGUGAAUAUAUAAGUAAUGUACAUAAAUAUGAUGCCUAGACAGCCCUUAAAGCUACAAUGAUAGAACUUUUUUGGCAUUCUGCAGUGGAUUCUUUGUCUGUGGUUUCUGCUUUCAUCUCAAUUGCCAAACAUGGGAGUGUCUACUGUAUUAGAUUUUUGAAAAGUCUUAUAGAUCGAAGGAUUCUUGUCCUGUGCCAUCUCAUCAAUGUACCGAUAUUAACUGAUUUGUCUGAAUUUCUCUCCUCAAAUUCAGUCAAAAUUGGACACCACGCAUUGUUUCAGAGCUCUGAGAAGCAGUAGAUAAACUAACUGGUAGUGCUUUGUGUAUCUUUGAAACCUCACAUGAUUUCCAUAAAAAAAAAAACAAAAAAAAAAAACAAACACUGAACACCGUAUGCUCCAUGUACAACCUUUGACAAGUAAUGUAAAACAAAAUCAAUCAGCUGCGAAUCCAGAAGCUCCGCUCAGCUCAGAUCAUUCCAAUUCAGCGCAUCUUUUCUGUCAAACAUUAAGUCGACAAUAUAGAACAAAUAACUGUUAUAUCAUUCCAAUAACACAGUGGCAAUGUGUUUGUUUUGUUUCCUUGAAUUAUUUCCGUUACAUAACUUUUUUUUUCUGUCCGCUGGGGAAAAAAAAAACCAGGACAAGUGGAGGCAUUGAGAUGCACAUCGAAAAAACAGCCGCACUCCAACGGGACAUGAACUCACCGGACCUGCCGCUCUGUGGAUCAUCACCACAGACAUAAAAUACUGUUCUGCCUUCCCUCUCCACUUCUGUACUUCUGUUCAGGCAUUUAAAUGAAGUACUGCAGUUUGUUUUUUCAUAUCAUCAUCUUGUAAUAUAAACAACAGGAAAAUCAGAUGAUGGAAGUAAUGGACUUGAUUAAAUGUUUCUACUCUA
Acanthopagrus latus (yellowfin seabream) is the source of this 2243-nucleotide messenger RNA. It is a transcript of the gene rras2, whose product is annotated as RAS related 2. The coding region runs from base 150 to 758 and encodes 202 amino acids. Lineage: Eukaryota; Metazoa; Chordata; Actinopteri; Spariformes; Sparidae. Gene Ontology annotation, cellular component: plasma membrane. The record is from RefSeq and is a predicted model, not a curated record. Gene Ontology annotation, biological process: signal transduction. Gene Ontology annotation, molecular function: GDP binding; GTP binding; GTPase activity. The transcript is spliced from 6 exons.